AAAAAAAAUCAGAAUGCAAGACAGACCGAUAUAAAGUUCAUAAAGUGCAGUAUAUUUAAAGCUGAUAAAUUUCUCCAGAUAUUGGGUUUGGCUGAUAACAAGUUACCUCUCUUAGCAUCCAUUCUACAGAUUGACUUCAUUAAUUUUCCGAGUUUCAAUUUGUGGCCUUCCAGAGUUAAAUUUGAUACUCGUAUUAUGAAAAUAGCACGGUGGAUUGAGAAAAAGAGCGUUGAAACUGCUGUAGAUGAUAUCGUAAAACUUGUGGAUUCUGAGCAGAAGGAUUUUGUGAAAACAAAAUUGCAGAGAAGUAUGAGGAAUUACAAAUGUUGCCAAAGUAAAUAUCUCGCCAAUCUAGGACUUUUCAAUAAUCCAGAUCUACCAGAAAAUGAAGAAGACAGGGAAAAUAACAAUUUGGUCAAAAAAAUUCCCAAGGCUUUUCUUGAAAAUUACAGAAAAUGCCGUUACUCAUCUAACUUGAUAGAUAUCUUUAUACACAACAAAUAUUUCAGUUUCAAAGCUCAAGUUGAAAAUAUUGGCUCACCACACUCGCACAUUUUAAGUGAGAGAAUUGUAAGCGCCAUUCAGAAAAUUCUCAUUAACUCGGACAGACAGCUAGAGUGUUUUAUGCGAGAAGGAGAUCGCCUUAUCCCAAAAACUAUUCCUCGUUUCAGUGUGGAUGUUCCAUCUUUUGCAGACAUUGAAGGGAUGAAUAAUGCAGACAGGAGAUUGACUAUUUUGAAAAUACUUGGAUUGGAUUUUUUGACAGAAAAAAUACUAAAAGUAUUUCCGAAAUCAUGGCAAUUGUUUAUGGUUAUUCUUCUUUAUGUACAAAAGUUUUCGCCACUUCGCUGGUCUCUUUGUUACUCUCUAGUACUAUGUAAGGCGAUUUUGCAUAAAUUCCAAGGAGAGGUUCGCUUGAUCCGUUUUUGUGAGAAAACGUCUACACAGGAGCUACCCUGAUAAUGAAACAACUCAAACUGUAAUUGAAAUGAGAAAUUUUGUUAAAUAUUUCCAAAUAUCCAGCAAUCCUAAAUUGUUUGAUAUAGAUUGUGUACAUGCAAUGUCAAAAUUCCAAAGUUGUCUAUUGCAUAUAAUUAUUUUGAAUGAUUUGUUGAACAUGCCUUUCACAAAUUUGUUGGUAUCUGAUUGUUUCAAUGGUACAUUCAUAUACAACUUUUCUAAAGUACUAGAAGAAAAAUCCGAUAUGGAUGAAUUUAUUCAAAUGUCUUUGCUGAAAGAGUCACCAACAUUGAUAUCCACUUUUCAGUCAUUGGUUAAAGAUUU
Molecule: messenger RNA, 1284 nt
Organism: Leptinotarsa decemlineata (Colorado potato beetle)
Lineage: Eukaryota; Metazoa; Arthropoda; Insecta; Coleoptera; Chrysomelidae
Source: RefSeq, a predicted model, not a curated record